Messenger RNA from Vicugna pacos (alpaca), 951 nucleotides. The record is from RefSeq and is a predicted model, not a curated record. Lineage: Eukaryota; Metazoa; Chordata; Mammalia; Artiodactyla; Camelidae.
GAAAGUAACGCAACCUUGGGUGUCGCACCCGACUAAGGGAUUCUAAAGGAAUCCCUCCUCCCUUGACCUGCGAGAGGCAGAUGCCCUCUGAGUGUCCAGCGGUUCUCCCCGCCUCUCCGGGAGGAACGUCACAGUGUUCCCCUGACGCCCCAGGUUCUUUCCCUAGUUUGUGCAGGAGCACACGCUGCUUUCUCUGCCAAAACCCAAAGCGUUUCCCACCCUGGUCCUCCCUUCUUCCCCUGGAAAAUGUCUGACUCCUUUCUCAAGAGUCAGCUCAUGUGACCUCCUUGGUGAAGGCUUUCCCGGUUCUCAUCUCUCUGUCUCCCCACUGAAGUGGGACGUCUGCAGAAGUAAAAGCUGUUCGCUCUUGGUCUACCUCCAGAACACAACAGAGACCCCAGUGGCACACAGUAAAGUAUUUUUGGAUGAAGUAUGUCUUUCCAAGAAACAACGUGUGUUAUGGAACUGAAGGAAUUAAAUAAUCCUGGUAAACACCAAAGUAUUGGUUCAAUAUAAAGGCCUGAGAGUGUAUGAAAAUGUGUUUUCUUUCUUUUGUCAUCUCUUAUCCUAGUUUCAUUGACUCCCCAAUUCAUACCUGCUUCAGGUUUCUGUCAUCUCUACCUGCCAGCAGAUGAGUUUCCAGAAACCUAAUGUUUGAUACAGACGCGAUGAACUUCCCUACCUCCAACUUCUGUUUCGUGGGCCUCCUAUCCAUGAUUGACCCGCCUCGGUCCACGGUUCCUGAUGCAGUCACCAAAUGCCGGAGCGCAGGGAUCAAGGUCAUUAUGGUUACGGGUGAUCAUCCAAUCACGGCCAAAGCUAUUGCCAAGAGUGUGGGGAUCAUUUCGGCCAACAGCGAGACCGUGGAAGACAUCGCAAAGCGCCUCAACAUUGCUGUGGAGCAAGUUAACCAGCGGUAAGCUCGGAGCCACCGCGACAGAGCUCAGGCUC